CGAGGUCAUAAGUUGCGCUGGUCCUGGUCUCCAUGGUGACCAGAUGUUGCCUCUAAUUGGUCAGCUGUGUCAUCAUGUGACCAGCGUGGAUGUGAGCUGGAGUGGAGCGACAGACACGGGGGUGAAAGCUCUGAGUGACUGCUGGUCGGGGUUGCAACUAAAAUCUGUUGUCCUGAACGGCUGUCAUGUCACUGAUGACCCGCUGAUAAAACUCGUCAUUAGACACAAAGAAAGUCUGUGCAGAUUGGAGGUGUUUGGCUGUCAGUUCCUCACUCCAUCUUGUCUGCAGACAGUAUAUGAGACGUGUCCCGGCCUCCAGCAUCUAAACAUCGGACAGCUGCCAAAAGUCGACGCAGACAUUCUCACAGCGAUGACGUCGCGGCUCAAAUGUCUCAGUUCACUAAAUCUCACUGGACUACAGGUGGUUACUGAUGCCACGUUGGACACUUUGCUUCAGAACUGUGUCAAACUUCAGAGUCUAACCCUCAGUUGCUGUCCUGGAGUCUCUGACCUGACACUACACAGCAUCAGCAAACACACACCUUGUAUAAGAUCUCUGGAUGUGAGCGGCUGUAAGGCUGUAACAGAUGCAGGAGUUCAGGCUCUGGCUCUGGGAUGCAGAAGACUUCAGAAGUUGGAUCUCAGCUCGACUGGCACAGGAAACAAAGGGGUUAAUGUGCUGGCAAAUUACUGCAGCGAACACCUCCAUACUGUCAAACUCAGUUUCUGCCACAUCACCUCGGAGAAUAUACUGAAGCUCUGCAGACACUGCAAAAGGUUGAAGAUGCUCCAUCUGUACGGCUGUGUCCGUCUUCCCGCUGAGAGAGAGAUCAGAGAAGUUAACGAAACUGUUAAAGUUUACGCUUUGCCCUGAGACAGACAGAAACAUCUGCACACAACUGGACAGAUACACACAAUGUGUCAAAGAGCGAAAUUUAACCGAAUAGUAGAUAAUCCUAAAAAUAAUGCAGAUAAAGAAGCAAUUUCAUAACAAUUCUUGCUUUUAUUAUUUUUAUUCCUAAAUUUGCUAAAUUAGGC
Plectropomus leopardus (leopard coralgrouper) is the source of this 1038-nucleotide messenger RNA. RefSeq lists its product as uncharacterized. Lineage: Eukaryota; Metazoa; Chordata; Actinopteri; Perciformes; Serranidae. Gene Ontology annotation, biological process: SCF-dependent proteasomal ubiquitin-dependent protein catabolic process. Gene Ontology annotation, molecular function: protein binding. Gene Ontology annotation, cellular component: cytoplasm; SCF ubiquitin ligase complex. The record is from RefSeq and is a predicted model, not a curated record.